Peromyscus californicus insignis is the source of this 2881-nucleotide messenger RNA. It is a transcript of the gene Golga5, whose product is annotated as golgin A5. Gene Ontology annotation, biological process: retrograde transport, vesicle recycling within Golgi; Golgi organization. The record is from RefSeq and is a predicted model, not a curated record. Bases 258 to 2450 code for a protein of 730 amino acids. Gene Ontology annotation, cellular component: Golgi cisterna; Golgi membrane. NCBI's taxonomy places the organism in Eukaryota, Metazoa, Chordata, Mammalia, Rodentia, Cricetidae. The transcript has 13 exons.
GCGCUAGGGCCCCGCGGACGCCGGCGCCGCCGCCUGAGUGGCCUGUUAGGCGGCCGGCGGCGCUCGGCUCCCCGCCGCUCAGGCAGCUGGGCGGCCACUCUGUUUUGAGGUCCUCGCCGCCCUUCCACGUCUCCCGGAAGAGGUAGCCGGCAGGUCCGGGAGCAGCCCGCUGCUGAGGCGGCCCGGGUGGGCGACGAGGCCGUGGCGUUGUGGCUCGGCGUCCUCAGGUUCAUCAGUAGGAUUAUCCUGCUACUAUCAUGUCUUGGUUUGCUGAUCUUGCUGGAAGGGCAGAAGAUCUUUUAAACCGAGUUGAUCAGGGGGCUGCCACAGCUCUCAGAAAGGAGAAUACUAGCAACAUCUUUUAUAGCAAAAAUACUGACUACCCUGAACUGCACCAGCAGAACACAGAUUCACCAUACCAGACUGGACCUAAAGCUAACUAUAUUUCCUCAGCUGCUGAUAACAUCCGACAAAAAGCCACUAUCAUAGCUGGCACAGCAAACGUGAAAGUCGGAUCCAGGACAGCCGGGGAGGCCUCCCAUCCCAAUGAACAUGCAUCUGUCCCUAGGCCUUCAUCGCAGUUUGUUCGAAGGAAAAAGUCAGAGCCUGAUGAUGAGCUGCUGUUUGAUUUUCUUAACAGUUCCCAGAAGGAGCCCACUGGGAGAGUGGAAGUCAAAAAAGAGAAGGGCAAAGUACCAGUCUUUCCAAGCUCUCAGUCCUCAAGUGUCAGUUCUGUGAACACCAGCGUAACCACCAUCAAGGCCACUGAAGAAAAUCCUGGGAGCCAAAGUCCUGAAGGAAAUAGUUCUGAGUCUAUGCCUAAAGGCCACCAGGAAUCCUCAAAGGAAAGCACGGUGGCGGCAUUGAAUGCCACCAACACGGAGCCCAGUCUGCCACCUGGUGACGGCAGCAGCUCCCACGAGCUGUCUAACCUCCGACUGGAGAAUCAGCUGCUCAGGAAUGAAGUCCAGUCUCUAAAUCAGGAAAUGGCCUCAGUACUUCAGAGAUCCAAGGAAACUCAAGAAGAAUUAAAUAAGGCAAGAGCAAGAGUUGAAAAAUGGAACGUUGACCAUUCCAAGAGUGAUCGGAUAACUCGGGAGCUCCGAGCCCAAGUCGAUGACCUUACUGAAGCAGUGGCUGCCAAGGAUUCCCAGCUGGCUGUCCUCAAAGUGCGACUGCAGGAGGCUGACCAGGUGCUGAGUUCCCGCACAGAAGCACUGGAAGCCUUACAGAGUGAAAAGUCGCGAAUAAUGCAGGAUCACAAUGAAGGCAGUAGCCUACAGAAUCAAGCCCUGCAAACUCUUCAGGAGAGGCUGCAUGAAGCGGAUGCCACUCUGAAGAGAGAACAAGAGAGCUACAAACAAAUGCAGAGUGAGUUUGCUGCACGCCUUAAUAAAAUGGAAGUGGAACGUCAGAAUUUGGCAGAAGCGGUUACUCUGGCAGAAAGAAAGUACUCUGAGGAGAAGAAGAAGGUUGAUGAGCUCCAGCAGCAAGUCAAGCUACACAGGUCAAGCUUGGAGUCUUCUAAGCAGGAGUUACUUGACUACAAGCAGAAAGCUACAAGGAUCCUCCAGUCUAAAGAAAAAUUGAUAAACAGCUUAAAGGAAGGCUCCAGUUUUGAAGGCCUAGAUAGCAGUACUGCUAGCAGCAUGGAGCUAGAAGAACUUCGGCAUGAGAAGGAGAUGCAAAAGGAGGAGAUCCAGAAGCUAAUGGGCCAGAUACAUCAGCUGAAAUCUGAGCUACAGGAUAUGGAGGCUCAGCAGGUUAGUGAAGCGGAAUCAUCGAGAGAACAGUUACAAGAUCUGCAAGACCAGAUAGCUAGGCAGAAAACAUCUAAACAAGAGCUGGAGACGGAGCUGGACCGGAUGAAACAGGAAUUCCAUUACAUGGAAGAAGAUCUGCAUAGAACAAAGAACACACUGCAGAGCAGAAUUAAAGAUCGAGAGGAAGAAAUUCAGAAACUAAGGAAUCAGCUUACCAACAAAACUUUAAGCAACAGCAGCCAGUCAGAGCUAGAAAGCCGACUCCAUCAGCUGACGGAGACACUCAUCCAGAAGCAGACCAUGCUAGAGAGCCUGAGCACAGAAAAGAACUCGUUGGUCUUCCAGCUUGAGCGCCUGGAGCAGCAGGUGCACACUGCCUCCACCGGGCCCAGCAGCGGAUCCUCCAUUAACAUGUCUGCAGUUGACAGUGGUGAAGGGACACGCCUUCGGAAUGUUCCUGUUCUUUUUAACGACACAGAAACUAAUUUGGCAGGAAUGUAUGGAAAGGUUCGCAAAGCUGCUAGCUCCAUUGACCAAUUUAGUAUUCGCUUGGGAAUUUUUCUCCGAAGAUACCCCAUAGCACGAGUGUUUGUGAUUAUCUAUAUGGCUUUGCUUCACCUCUGGGUCAUGAUUGUCCUGCUGACUUACUCACCAGAAAUGCACCAUGACCAACCGUAUGGCAAGUGAACUGAGCCGCUGGUUCCCAAGAGUGCCUGCCAUUGUCCAGAGCUGGGGUCUGCAGAAAGACCAACACCUAAGACUGCUUGGAACAGUGCACAAGAUGCUUUCCUCACGGAAAGCUUUUAAUCUUUAAGUUAUUACUCUGGUGUCUGGCUCUCCCUGAUUUCCAUAAGAGUCUCUAAAUUCAGACAGUAAUUGGACAAAUUCGACUCUGCUUUUUCUGAGUACAGUUAGUUGCCCUAGAUAUUGAGAGAGAGAGAGAGAGAGACACACACACACAGAGAGAGACACAGAGAGAGAGAGAGAACGAGAACCCUGGGGGUUGUUGCUCUGUACAGACCUUUCUAUAUUUUAGAUGACACUGAUUAUGGGUUAUAAUCAGGGAAACUAAUUGUAUUUAGGGAUAAAAAUAAAAAGAUUUCUUUUUUAAUAACUUA